Molecule: messenger RNA, 5111 nt
Organism: Erpetoichthys calabaricus (reedfish)
Lineage: Eukaryota; Metazoa; Chordata; Cladistia; Polypteriformes; Polypteridae
Gene: syt5a
Product: synaptotagmin Va
Exons: 9
Coding region: 273-1508 (411 amino acids)
Biological process (GO): regulation of calcium ion-dependent exocytosis; cellular response to calcium ion; calcium ion-regulated exocytosis of neurotransmitter
Cellular component (GO): dense core granule; axon; synaptic vesicle membrane
Molecular function (GO): calcium ion binding; calcium-dependent phospholipid binding; phosphatidylserine binding
Source: RefSeq, a predicted model, not a curated record
AGACAACGACGGAAGCGAGAGAGAGAGAGAGAGACACAGAGAGAGGGAAAGAAAAAAGGGAUUAGCAUCUGUCUUACACGGAAAGAGGGUCGUGGUCGGCGCACAGGGGUGCUCGACAAACGCGCGAACUGGGGAGCUGAGUGGGCGGACAGGAGAAACCACCAAGAGACUUCGUGCAGACACACACCCCUCCCGAACGAACCCCAGUCACUUCUCGGGUUGUAUCAUCGAGAAGUGGGUCACACAAAAAGGGGAAAAUACGUGUGAGAGCCAUGCCAGAGGAGAGAACGUUGAGGAGGUCAUCCAUCCAGUCGAAGGAUGCAACAUUGGCGACAGAGUCGGCGCCCAGUGGCAACAAAACACAAAGCUAUGAUGACCUAAAGGCCCGUAUUUAUGAACUACUAAAACCCAUACCCCUACCAUCAUGGGUUAUAGCUUGCACCUUCAUCUUGGUGGCCCUGCUGCUCCUGUGCUGCUCUGUUUGCAUCUAUAGGAAGUGCUGUGGUCGGAAGAAGAAAGGGAAGAAAGCAAAGGAGAAAGUGCGGGCCCAUAUCAACAUCCGGGAGGUCCACGAGAUUGGCCAGAGUUAUGUUGACAAGGUGCAACCUGACGUAGAGGACCUCGACGCAGGUCUGGAUGAGAAGAGGCCAGAACAAGAGAAGCUUGGAACACUUCAGUAUUCCUUGGACUAUGACUUCCAGGCAGGACAGCUCAUUGUGGGCAUCCUUCAAGCCAAGGAUCUCCAGGCGAUGGACAUCGGCGGUACGUCAGAUCCCUAUGUGAAAGUAUACCUGCUGCCUGACAAGAAGAAGAAGUAUGAGACAAAGGUCCAUCGAAAGACACUGUGUCCAGUUUUCAAUGAGUCUUUCUACUUUAAGAUCCCCUAUGCAGAGCUUGGUGGAAAGACCCUAGUGAUGGCCGUAUAUGACUUUGACCGAUUCUCCAAACAUGAUGCUAUAGGAGAGGUGCGCAUCCCCAUGAACCAAGUGGACCUGGCGCACCUGAUUGAGGAAUGGAGAGACCUGCAAAGCGCUGAAAAAGAGGAGCAAGAGAAGCUUGGAGAUAUCUGCUUCUCCCUCCGCUACGUGCCGACCGCAGGAAAACUGACGGUGAUUGUCCUGGAGGCCAAAAACCUCAAGAAGAUGGAUGUAGGGGGGCUGUCUGAUCCGUAUGUGAAGAUCCAUCUGAUGCAAAAUGGCAAGCGACUCAAGAAGAAGAAAACAACCAUAAAGAAAAACACGCUUAACCCCUACUAUAAUGAGUCCUUCAGUUUUGAGGUCCCAUUUGAACAAAUCCAGAAGGUUCAGGUCGUCCUCACAGUCCUGGAUUAUGACAAGCUGGGCAAGAACGACGCCAUUGGUAAAGUGUUUGUGGGCUGCAACUCUUCAGGCACUGAGCUUCGUCACUGGUCAGACAUGCUUGCUAAUCCGAGACGCCCCAUCGCCCAGUGGCACACCCUUCAACCAGAGCAAGAUGUAGACAGCAUGCUAGGCAUCAGGCCAAACUAAAUUCACUGCCAGUUCGCACUCGGUGCACAACAGCAUGAUUAUUUGUGGGUGGCAAUGAAGUUCAGUUCACUUCCCUUUGAUUGAUGCUAUAAUUAUUAUCAUUGUUUAACUUAUUCACUAUUAGAAAUAGUCCCAAAGUUGCUGUGCGCAGCAGUAUGUGGGAUAACAUGACACUAGGAGUUCUUGUCCAAGUGCCAUGCAGCUUUAUCCCAUCUUUUUGUCUGAUUCAACAUUUAUGUCCGCUAUGCAAUUGUGAGUUGCCAUUCUAAUACACAAAACCCGAGUUCUCAGAUUGCCAGCUUGACAUUUUGUUAAAGGGAAGUGAACACAGUUUGUGUGUUCUUUGGCUCGUGUUAGGGUCACCUCACAUCAUAGACACACACACACACACACACACACACACACACACACACACACACACACACACACACACACACACACACACGACACAGAGCUUGCAAGCACACCAUGUGCCCAUGCAAAGGAACUCAACUGAAUAUGUCCUGCCAUCAGAUAAGUGUUUUUUCUAUGGGUUUUGCUUUCACUGGGAUACACGACCCUGAGUGAACCUGUCACCCCCUGAUUUGUGCUGUUUGAGCCCAAUUUCCCUCAUUGCUCUCCUAUUUCCAUCGGUUUAUUUGUAUAAAUAUCUUUUCUUAUGCCUCCCUUUUGUAUUUUCAGUAACUUUUCAUACAAAUGUUCACUUACCUGUCUGAGCUCUUAUGCCUCUGUACCAUGCUUUGGUUUCUUUUUGAAGUUCCCACUUUUUGCCCCAUAUUCUUGGAGAUUCUUUUACUUACUGUUUGAAUUUUGUGAUCUUUGACAUUCAAUACUCCCUUUCAGCCUUGUUCAUUUCAAACUCAUGCAUUUUCUCUUCUUUUUAUCAUCUUUUUAGCACUAUCUUGUCUGAUGUUAUAGUGUACUUGCAUUAUAAUUACACAGUGAUUACCUGCUUAAUUACAGUAUAAGGAGGCAUUAUUACCAUUUGACAUGACUAAACUUUUCUCAAAGGUUAGUACACAUUUCUCAUUCUUGUUUGAUGGACUGUUACCUGCAUAACAAGGCAAGAAUACAGAAAUACUUCCAAGUACAAAAGCAGUUACCCGCUUAGUAGGGGCUUCCCCUGAAUUAUGAACCACCACAUUAUGAAAAUGUUCAUAUUUAAAGAACGUCAUUUAGUACCACUUUCCAUCUUAUGAAACAAAAUGAAACUCAAUUUUCUCAGUUACGCAGACUGAGCCUGGGACAAUUUUCAAACGUGAACCCCUAGCACUAACAUCUGAUCAUUUUCACAGUCAUUCCAAGUAGAUCUCACUGCAGCCUGCAGAAAGGUCGCGGCUGGGAGUUGGUGAUGCCUAAUCAUAGUCUUCCGUUGCAUUCAUGUACUACCAGACUUUUCGUAACUCCCUGCUGCAAAAUUUCACUUUUGUACUUCAGUCGAACUAUUCAGAAAAAUGCAAAAUCACUGUUGAUUUGUCACUUGGUCUGCCAGAAAAAGAAAUUAAAGAUAAAUGACAUUUUUCUGUGUAAAUAAAGAGCAAAAUAAACAUAAUGAAUAUGUAUUACUUCAGUCCAAAUACAUUUUGACCAAAAAAGGUAUUUUGGGACAACCAGGUUAUACUGUAUGUUUUAGGGUGAAAGGUCAGUAUUAUGUUAAAAAAAGCUUGCUUUGUUUUGUCUGAAUUGUCCGAGUUGUAAUUCUGAGCUUGUUGAGUGUUCACAUGGUAUUUCUGAGUCGACAACUCAGAUUUACCGCCUGUCCAAGAGCACAUGAAGGCAGUAUUAAUCACCCUAACAGCUGAUGCUGUGUUCACGUGCUGUGCUCCUGUCCUGUUUUCUCAUGUGUUGCUCACGUGUUAUCUUGUAUUAUCGUGAGAGUCAUGACACUUAAAAAGAUUGUGAAAGAAUUGAAAAAAAAAGGAAAGGCCACUCCUUUGAAUGUGAAGUCAUAGAGUAGGUUAAAAGCUAAAUAAAAAUUUGACCUUACAAAAGAGGUUUUCAGGAAUGGAUUUGCUUCACAAAGCAGGGGAAGCCUGCAAUUAUAACAUAUAUAUCUCUUUACUUCCCCUUUUUAUUUUAAAGAUUUCAUUAAAGUGAGUACUUUACCUGACAACAAAGUGUACAGAGCAAGAUUUUAUUUAAAGCAGUUCACACACACCAUUCAUUGGUAACUUCUACCUACCACCCCUCUUUCCCUUAUACUGUAUGUCUCACCUUUGUUGUUUGUACUUAUUUCUUUCUACACAUUCGUCAAAUUUUUACUGGAUUUUCAUAUCUGCAGAUUCUGUCUGAUUCUUUCAAUUUCCCUUUUACUCCUCCUUCUUUUAUUUUUUAUUACUUAUUUGUCAUCUAUAAAUGUGUGACUUCACACAUUUUCAAAGACACUCUUUCUAGCUGUCAUCACUCAUUCCUGUCCCUGCCUUUUCUAUUUUCAUCUAAGCCAUUUACACUUCUUGCCUAGCUCUAGUUAACACAUCUUCUCCCUUUGCUCCUCCCUUAAGUUUAUUGGUUUUACUCUGUUGUUGGCCACCUUGCUGUAACCCCAUAUAUUUCAUUCUUCAUGAUUCAUGUCUCUCUUCUUCUCCUUGCUUAAUGUCCCAACUCAGAAUUUCUCCUUUGCUCACCCUGCUUUGUGGCUUUCUCACCUUUCUCUGUCAGUGCCCUCAGCCUAACGUUUCUGUAGAGCAUAGUAAUAGGCAACACCGACUCAGAAGAAAAGGCCCACACCCCAAGCAUGGAUGGCAUUCUCAGGUGACCAAUCUUGUCUUACUUUUCCUCACUUCAGUUAGAAGCCAAGGUUCAGAUACACUUCUGUGAGCAGACACUUCAGUCCUGGAUACUUACUCUGUUGCCCAGCUCUGUGCUUCAUCUUUGACGAUAUGGCAGGUUCAUCUACCAAGGUCUCUCUGCCUCCUUUUUACUAUUCCACCUCUAACCCAUUUCCCUACAUAUGACAGUAUUGGGGUGGGAGUUUGGGAUAUGUUGAUGCCAUUUCAUCUCAUGAAAGUAUUCAAUUAAGCUUUAUUGUAAAUAGCAACUUUCAUAUCAAAAAACAACCACAGUGUACUCCAUGUGAUUUAUCACUCCUACAAGCAUCUGCUUUUCAGCUGCCACGGACAGGCUUUUGCAGCUUGCCCAUGAGGAUGACCCCAUCAGCCUUACAAUUCAAUGCUGCAUCAGCAGACCCAUCUGGGCAUUCAAGGACCAGUAGAUUAAUAAAAGCACAUUUGGGACUGGCCACCAAACUACUUGGAUUCUCCCCAGGAAGCUGACAUGCAGCCAUGUAACCACCUGGUGUGUUGAACUUUUCAGCUGACUAGUAAAUAGUUGCUAGCAGUCUAUGAGCCCAAUGGACUUGCAUCACCGGUUUUGUGGGCUUGCCGGCCAUCAGCAGCAGCUGCACUUGGGGCUAGGGUACAAGCAUGACAACAUCUCAUGGCUUAAGCUUUCAGACUGUACCUCUUCUCACUUGUAAUAUGCUUUAUGUAUUCUUUAUUAAUGUAAACCAAUGCAGACACAUACAAAGACGCAACAUUUUAAGCCUACUGUAAUGUAUUAUAAUAUUUUUAGCUGUGAAUUUCAAUAAAAAUGACUUGAUAUUGA